This is a messenger RNA of Amphibalanus amphitrite, 2875 nucleotides long. Its product is annotated as zinc finger protein Gfi-1b-like. The record is from RefSeq and is a predicted model, not a curated record. Gene Ontology annotation, molecular function: RNA polymerase II cis-regulatory region sequence-specific DNA binding; DNA-binding transcription factor activity. Lineage: Eukaryota; Metazoa; Arthropoda; Thecostraca; Balanomorpha; Balanidae. The coding region runs from base 125 to 1345 and encodes 406 amino acids. Gene Ontology annotation, biological process: regulation of transcription by RNA polymerase II. The transcript is spliced from 5 exons.
GGCCAAAGCUGGCUAGAGGUGCAAGGUGGGCCGGCCCAGAUUGAGCGGACUUACAGCGGACUGUUGUAUCUCUGGGAGGCGACUGCCGAGGGCGCCCGCUCGGUGGUCACACCAGACAGGGGACAUGGCAAGUCCGCCCAGCCGGCGACCUCUCGACCCGCUGCAGGCCUCCGAGGCCGGGAGGCGGAGCAGCGCCUUCACGGCCGUGGCGCCACACAUCACCAGCCCGAUCAAAGAUCCGAGCAGCCCGUCGUAUGGGCAGACGCUGCCGCCGCUGCUGCCGCUGACGAUGCUGUACCCGGGCUGCCUGCUGCACGCCUACCCGCACUACCAGCGCUGGUACUCGUCUGACGCCAAGGCGCCGCUGCUGCCGCCCUCGGCGCCCUACUCGGAGAUGGCCAGGCAGUUGGAGGCCGUCCGCCUCUGGGGCUCGCUGGCCAGACGCGAGAUGACCAGCCCGGCCAACAACGAGCCGCGGACGCCGACGUGGACGGGCUCGCCGUCCUCGGCCGAGGAGGAGCCGGCCGACGCGCCGCUGAACCUGUCGACCAGCUCGGCGCGGCGGGCCAUCUGGUCGCCGGCGGCGGCUGUGGAGCAGGAGGCCGAGCGGCGGCGCUGCUCGUCCGAGCUGAGCCCGCCGCCGGCCAGCGAGCCGGCCAGCCCUCCGGCGGCGGCGCCGCUGGCGGCCUCCUACCCGCCCUACCGGCUGGUGUUGCCCGGCUGGACGGCUGCCGCCGCCGCCGCCGCCGCCGCCCGCCACCUGGGCCGGCCCGUGCCGCCCAGCCGGCUGCCCGCCAUGGAAGGCCAGCACAUCAGCUGCCCCGCCUGCAAGAGGGCAUUGGGCUCGCCUGCCGCGCUGGAGGCGCACGUGAAGCGUUGUGCGGCCACCCUCUCGCCGCGCUCCGUGCCGGGAGGUCAGACCAACACCAAAACAGCGCACGAGAGGUCGUUUGAGUGCAAGGAGUGUAAGAAGACGUUCAAGCGUUCCUCGACGCUGUCAACACAUCUUCUAAUCCACUCGGACACCCGGCCCUACCCAUGUCCGUACUGCAACAAGCGCUUCCACCAGAAGUCGGACAUGAAGAAGCACACCUACAUCCACACCGGUGAAAAGCCGCACAAAUGCUCGGUCUGUGGCAAGGCGUUCUCGCAAUCUUCCAACCUGAUCACACACAUGCGGAAACACACCGGAUACAAGCCGUUCGCGUGCGGCCUCUGCGAGAAGGCGUUCCAGCGGAAGGUGGAUCUGCGCCGUCACCGGGAGAGCCAGCAUCCGGACCUGGCGCACGUGCCGCCGCCGCCGCCGGCGCCGCCGGCGCCGGCCGCCCUGCCGGCCGCGGACUGACGGGCCGGGCCGCCGCCGUUGCCGCCGGCAGUCUGAGCGCCCCUGAGCAGCGGACCGGCGUGACGCUGCGGCAGCUCAGCAGCUAUUGAUUGUUCUCACUGACCGAUGUAACCCGAAUCUCCGCCAAAUGGACCGCAUUUGAGCCGGCGACGUCGACUUCAAAGCAGCCCGUAUGACCAUUACUUACGUCAACAAAUUAAAAAUCUUCGACCGUCUCGCUGAAUAGCGGCGCCCUCUUCAGAGUGCCGCGCUCAAACAAAGCACUUAGGCGGCGUUUUCCAUUGAUUUCGGCGGCGCCGGCCGGUAGCGGAGGUGACAUUGUUGUCCGUAGUGUGCACACAGAGUUGUUCAAACAUUUAACGAAUUCAUUGCGUCUGUAUCAGCGUCGAUGAGCGGCUGCGAGGGUCCGUUUGACACGGCACCAGCAAACGGCAGUCGGACACAAAACGGCCGCCCCCGGCCGGCCGAGCGGGGACGGUGCGUGCGGGGGGAGUGAUAGACGGCAUCGCACGGACUAAUGAUUCGAGCCAACGGCCACCAUUGAGCUAAAUGGACGGGAGCGCACGGCCAAUUAUUGAGCUUUCUAGUCAGCUUGUAUAUAAAAAGUUAUAGGGGAAGAGUGACUGGAACGCUUGUGAUUCAAAAAUCGGAUAAAUGUGCGGCUUUCAGGUGAUUUUGGAGCUAAGUGCUCGUAUCUUGCGUUGGCAUGACUUGUUUGGGAAGUAGAGCUCAUGGGUGUGAUUGUGUAACCGUCGGACAAUUCUGUGUAUUGUUAGAACUGUUUUAACUAGAAUGCAUACAGGGAUGCAUUGACGUUCGCAAAUAGCUGUUGUCCGGGGAAACAUUCCGGUCCGACUGUACGCAAUUUGUGUUUUAUCUUUUUGUUUUAUCUUUUCUGUAAAGGCACUUUUAGUUUUGAUACUUGAUCAGACUCAGCGGCACUUUUAACAUGCUGACUGUUGCAGCAGUGCAGUGCAGUUUAUUCGAAUGUUCGGACAGAUAAGAGAGAGCUAAUCUCGCUGAAAUUGUUCAGUCGUUUACUGAAACGAUGUUCGUGGGGCAACGCUAUGUCAUAUAGCCAGGAUCGCAUCUUUGUCUUCUGGUUCAGGAGUUCAGAUCUUGUUAUCUUGCCAGCGUUUCAAGUGCACAAAUUUCAUGAUAGGUACUUUUACUACUACUACUGUAUUCCUCUGGUGCGCGUUAAAGGGGAUUUCAAGCACUGUACAAACUUGCACACGAAACUGGUAACUCGUACACUCUUCGUGCCUUUUUCAGCGCCAUCCAGCGACUCUAGUUAGAGCCAUUAUCAGAUUUUAGCCGCAUAUUAUCGGUGUUUGGGCGCUGGCGGGGCGCCGUGUGUGUACGGAUGUGGACUUUGUUGACGGGCGCCGGCUCUGCGGGGCGCCGGCGCCCUCCGGCGCCCCCGCCGAGCGAGCUGUGAUGCCACCAGACCGUGUGACCAGGCAGCACUGCGGUGGCGUUCGUUGCAUGUUACUCGCGUCCUUAAAUAAAUUGCUGUUAUCAUAUGAG